AUGGAAGUGAUUACACGACACACUCAGCUUGCCACAACUUUGUCCAUAACUUGGGACACUGCAGUGGUUGUAGCGGCGACCAAAUCCGAUCCAAAUUCGGCUGUCCCACCAACUCUUUCAGAGUCAUCGCGAGUGGCGAUCAGAAAAUACGAACGUGCCGAUGGGUUUGACGCCAUCGGUCCCCUGGAGGACAAGCACUCUGAACGUGCUUAG
This is a messenger RNA of Echinococcus granulosus, 213 nucleotides long. RefSeq lists its product as hypothetical. The record is from RefSeq and is a predicted model, not a curated record. Bases 1 to 213 code for a protein of 70 amino acids. Lineage: Eukaryota; Metazoa; Platyhelminthes; Cestoda; Cyclophyllidea; Taeniidae. The transcript is spliced from 4 exons.